Entelurus aequoreus (snake pipefish) is the source of this 5254-nucleotide messenger RNA. Its product is annotated as zinc finger protein 501-like. Gene Ontology annotation, cellular component: nucleus. The record is from RefSeq and is a predicted model, not a curated record. NCBI's taxonomy places the organism in Eukaryota, Metazoa, Chordata, Actinopteri, Syngnathiformes, Syngnathidae. The coding region runs from base 173 to 1492 and encodes 439 amino acids. The transcript is spliced from 2 exons.
UGGCGGACUAAGCUACGUGGCUUUCCGGAGAAGUUUCACAUUUACGAUCUUAUCGAUUCAUAAAUAGCAUCAAAUACCUCAACUAUUCGCCUUUUCUUAAGCCCACCAAACGGACUUUGAGUGUGGAGCGAUGGCGUGUUAUCUGAAGUGAAGAUUGAAGACGUGAUAGAAGAUGGACGACUACUGCUAUGCUAAGAUGGCGACGUCCGCUAAAAGAGAACAUGAAAGAGAAUCAGCGCCACCAACGGAGAACAAUCUGAAAAGCGAAGAUGAAGACGUCCAGCAGCUGAUCGGGAAUCCAGAAGAAGUUUCCCCUCAGUUAGGGGGGAGCUCUACUUUGAAGCAGGAGACUCCACAACCACCCUGCAUUAAAAAGGAAGAGGAGGAACUCUGCAUCACUCAGGAGGGAGAGUGUCUUCUAGGACGAGAGGAAGCUGAUUACACCAAGUUUCCACUGAGUAUUCUCUCUGUGAAGACUGAAGAUGAUGAAGAGAAACCACAAGUAGACAACCUCUUAGCUCCACUAUCAGAUAGUGAGGCUGAAGACGAGGUUGAAGAACCUUUGAGCAGCGAUACAGACUGUGAAGGUGAUAUGAGGACUCACACUGACAACAAACACUCUGAAUGCUCUUCAAAGAAGAGAGGUAAAAAAUGUUUGAGCUGCUCAGUUUGUGCUAAAAGCUUUUCUGUUCAGGGCAUGUUGACUCGACACAUGAGAACACACAAAAGGGAAAAACCAUUUAAUUUUUCAGUUUGUAGCAAAAGCUUUUCUCGAAAUUACCGUUUGACUCGACACAUGAGAACACACACAGGUGAAAAAACAAUUAAUUGUUCAGUUUGUGGCAAAACCUUUCCUCAAAAUUGCCGUUUGAUUCAACACAUGAGAACACACACAGGUGAAAAACCAUUUAACUGUUCAGUUUGUGGAAACAACUAUUCUUUAAAGAGCCGUUUGACUCAACACAUGAGAAUACACACAGGUGAAAAACCAUUUAACUGUUCAGUUUGUGGAAACAACUAUUCUUUAAAGAGCCGUUUGACUCAACACAUGAGAACACACACAGGUGAAAAACCAUUUAGUUGUUCAGUUUGUGGCAAAAGCUUUUCUGUUAAGAGCCUUGUGACUAAACACAUGAGAACACACACAGGAGAAAAACCAUUUAUUUGUUCAGUUUGUUGUAAAAGCUUUUCUGUUCAGAGUAAUUUGACUGAACACAUGAGAACACACACAGGUGAAAAAUUAUUUAAUUGUUCAGUUUGUGGCAAAAGCUUUUCUGUUAAGAGAUAUUUGACUCGACACAUGGGAACACACACUGGACUAAGAUCAUUUGAUUGUUCAGUUUGUGGUAAAAGCUUUCCUAAUAACAGCUCUUUUUGGCGACACGUGAGAACACACGCUGGAGAAAAAACAUUUAGUUGUUCAGUGUGCUGUAAAAGGUUCCCACAUAAUGCAGACGCAGUAAAACACAUGAGAACACACAAGGGAAAAUAACCAAUUAGCUGUUUAGUUUGUGGUAUGUUGCUCAUAUGUGGUGACAUCCACCCUACCCAGGACCUCCUCACUGCUUCUUUCACAAAUAUCUGAGGUAUUCAUACAAACUUGGAUUAUUUGGAGCAUAAUCUUAUCUACUCAUGACUUCUCUGUAUCUGAAACCUUCCUGAACAGUAAGAUAGAUGAUGCUUCAAGUGCUUGGUUACCAGAGGUGUGGACUCGAGUCACAUGACUUGGACUCGAGUCAGACUCGAGUCAUGAAUUUGAUGACUUUAGACUUGACUUGACAAAAUGUAAAGAGACUUGCAACUCGACUUAGACUUUAACAUCAAUGACUUGUGACUUCACUUGGACUUGAGCCUUUUGACUUGACAUGACUUGCUACUUUCCCCAAAACCUAAAGCUUAAAAAGUUAUUUGGGAGCGCUCCGUAGCUUUCAUUUUCUACGUGUCUGUCUAUCAGCGUGUGUGCUGCGUGUCAGCGUGUGUGCUCUCAGUACAACAGCCAAUCAAAUUAGAUCUACAUUUUUUUCAUCACACAGCAUUCAGCCAAUCAAAUUGCAGGACAACCAAUGAACAAGAGUUGUCAAACAAUGCGGCAGUGAGAAAGAUUUAUACCAAAGUUGGUUUCGUUUGGGUAUAAAAACUACGACUUGGUCAACAAAAAACGAAUUGCCGUAUGCAAAUCACGCAGUUCGAAUAUUACAGACGGAGACGCAACAACUUCCAACUUCGUUCGACAUUUGAAGUUGCACAAAGAAGGGUAAGUUUUGAAUGUAAGAUAACGUUUAUUGGCUAAGUAACAUGACUUUUAUUUGCUGUGUAGUUAAAUCAGCGAGGCUGUAAACUCACUGCUAACGUUAUAACCAUAGACAUCUUAUAAGUAGACGCAGCAUCGAGCGCUACUGCCUACUGGCGCAGACGAGACGCGGGGCCGCCAUCUUGGAGUGGUGAUCCGCUCCACUCAGUGCAAUUCAUUUGGCAGGAGCAAUGAACUGUCAACGCAUUUAAUUCAUUUUACCUCACUGAAUACCACUCAUUUUCACACGCUUUUUUGUCAUACGUGUAGCUAUGAUAAAGGACACAUGUUUUAUUAUUCAUAGUUUGCUUAACAAUAAUAUAAUAUUCUUAUAUGCUAUAAGUGACCAGACGUCCAAGAUCAAAACUGGGAAUAUAAGCCCAGAGAAGGGGGAAAAAAACAGUCAGCUAUUUUUAAGUUGAAGAAACAAUAUGAUUAGGUUAUAUAUACAUGCGUAUAUCCUACAUAAACAAUGUAUGAAUACAUUAGAUAUCUAUAUAUCUUAUAGACCGAAUCUCUGUUGCUGCAGCAGCAGAGAGUUUAUUCUGUCUUGACACUUUGUAUUGAUAUUUUGUAUUACAUUCUUCCCUUAAAUGAUCAGGUUUACAGUGAUUGUUAUAUAUGUAUUUUUUAUGUAUGUCGCUUUGGAUAAAAGCGUCUGCCAAAUACUUAAACAUAAACAUAUAUAAACACCUGAAAGUCUUUAUAUCAGCCAAAACCACCAAUCUGUUUCACUGGAUUCAGAAUAAAACCAAAUGCUGUCUUACCCAACAAUGUUAGUAUUUGAAUAUUGUUACUUGAAGACUUAUUCCUGGUUACAAUUAUACUGUUAAGAAAGUAUUGUCUUAUAUUUUGCCUAAAAUGAGAAAGCAUCAUAAUCAGUGGCGGCUGGUGAAUUUUGUUUUAGGUGGGGCUGAAAGUUUGUAAACCAAACCCCUGUAGGGGGGUCAACCUCCCCCAGAAGAUUUAUUUGUGAUUUUCACAUACAUAUAUUGAAGAUCUUUGCUCCUUCUCAACUCUGUGGUAAUGUUAUUUUCAUAAAAUACAACCAAUAGUACAUUAAUGUUAAAUCUUACUUGUGAAAAGUAAUCCCCCGAUUCGUAUUUUCAACAGUUCGCUCAUUUGAGCAGGAAAACGCUGAACACCAUCUUUGUUUUCUACCUGUCAACUGUCAGUUUAGGCUGCUCGCCGGCUCCUCAUCCUCACUUCAAGAUGCAAAUUGCUCGCGUCACAGCAACCAAUACUGCGUCUACUUAUAAGAUGUCUAUGGUUAUAACGUCAUUGCAAACACGGCAAUCUGUUGCGUCCACUGCAGUUUGCUACCUUAUUCAUACUUUUUAUCAAGUGAUUUUUUUAAGCAGGGUUGCAUGAGGUACCUAUACAUAACGUAACGUUAGUCAAUGUAUCACACACAGUAACAUAACGUUAGACGGCGGUCAGCAGCACCGUGUAUUUUACCCACCUACAAAAAGACAAACAUAGUCAUAUAAAUAUCAUAUCAAAUAAAGGUCAGUUAAAAUGUAUACUAUAUUAAGAAUAUGUGUACAUAAUGCAUAGGGCCCUGACAUCUAAAAAGUACAACUCUGUUCAUUGUUAUGUUCAUGUAUUUGUUAUGUUUUUCAUGUGAACGCACACAUCAACACACAUACAGUAUGAGAUGAGAUCAAUGAGAUAAAGUAAGAACAGGAUAGAAACUGCUGUGGAACUAGUUACAAUGCAAUAUGCCAUGGAAAUACAAUGUUAACACUUUUGUACAAAUAAGUACAAUUGCACUUGUUUUUUCAAAUGUGUUUAUUCUGUAAAGGAAUGAGUUAAAUGUUUAAAAUUGUUUAAACUAUUAAAAUUACUGGUUAAUAGUGCUAUUAUGAAUUGCAAUGUCAGUACUAUUUUUUUUCUUGCUAUUUCAAAUGCACUUGUUUUAAUAAAUAAAUACAGCGGUUUAAAAGCAUACACAAUCUGUGUAAAAAUAUUAGUCUGUGGUUAAAAGGACUUGAAAGGACUCGAAACUCAAAAUGCAGGACUUGUGACUUGACUUGAGACUUUCCAGUCUUGACUUUGGACUUGACUCGGGACUUGCCUGUCUUGACUCGGGACUUGACUCGAGACUUGAGGGCAAAGACUUGAGACUUACUUGUGACUUGCAAAGCAAUGACUUGGUCCCACCUCUGUUGGUUACUCCUUCUUCAAUCGAGGGACCUGGGGCCUCAUGUGUCAAGUUAGCGCACGCUCAAAAACCUGCACUACACCCAUUUUGUUGAGAUGUUUAAAAACUGACGUUGUGAUGCUGGGUAACUGUUUGCAUAAAAAAGUGCCAACUUUUACUCCUCAGACUGAUUGAUGUGCAAAUCAGAGACAUAUGAACAAUUAACCCCCAACACCCACAACCCAACCCCCACCUCCCUCGACAUUCGGGCAUAACAGGUUCAAUCCGGCCCGCGAGAUGAGUUUGCGAAGUGUAAAAUGCAGCUGCAUUUUUUUAAAGAAAGAAACUGCUGUUCUAAUUGUGUCCACUGGAUGUCGCAAUAGCAAUUCUGUUAGGCAAGCAAAUAGUUGAUACCGGGGCGAGCAAGUAUACCAAGCAAGAGGUACACGGUAAAGCGGGGCUGUGACUCCUCCCCCUCCACCCAACGUAAAACAGGAGUAAAAUAAGCAAUCAGUAACCCCACUUAAAAUGCAGCAUGAGACACUGCACACUGAUAUAGUUCUGUGAAAAUGAUUGUCUUCUGUGCAAAUGUAAAGAAAGUGAACAGUGUGUGAUUUACUGCAAUACUGUCAGUCUUUUAACUUUUUAUUUGUGCUUUGUUGAAAUUGUUCACACAUUGCACAGCUUUUAUUUUUCUAUCAAUACACAUUAUGUCUAGAAGACAGGAAGUAACUCAACACUCUUGAAUAGUUUCUACCUCAGUUUUUAUGGUUUGUUGAGUUAGCACAGGAUUAAUAUGUGGACAUGACAAAUGAGGUAGU